GCUGGAGCCGGAGCCGGGGCGGCAUGCGGGAUGAGGAUGCCUGGCUCUUUCCUUUCCCGAAAGACGAGCCAAGACAACGGGAUUCGUCUCUCACAAAUCUCAAAGGCAUGUCUAAGGGACCAGUGUCAUUCAAGGAUGUGACUGUGGACUUCACCCAGGAGGAGUGGCAGCACCUAGAUCCCGACCAAAAGGCCCUCUACAGGGACGUGAUGCUAGAAAACUACUGCCACUUCGUCUCUGUGGGAUUUCCCAUAACAAAACCUGAUAUGAUCCGCAAAUUGGAACAAGGAAAAGAACUAUGGACAGAGAGAAUUUUUCCAAGUCAAAGCUAUCUAGGAGAGAAGCAGCCUUUACCGGAGGACACCGGGCAAGAGCCAUGCGAUUUCCAAAACACUGUGCGAUUAUACAUCCCGCGGCAAAGCCUCGAAAACCAUUUCAGAAUUCAUCA
This is a messenger RNA of Cricetulus griseus (Chinese hamster), 448 nucleotides long. Lineage: Eukaryota; Metazoa; Chordata; Mammalia; Rodentia; Cricetidae. The record is from RefSeq and is a predicted model, not a curated record.